Messenger RNA from Eutrema salsugineum, 1196 nucleotides. RefSeq names its product LOB domain-containing protein 22. Lineage: Eukaryota; Viridiplantae; Streptophyta; Magnoliopsida; Brassicales; Brassicaceae. The record is from RefSeq and is a predicted model, not a curated record. The transcript has a single exon. The coding region runs from base 356 to 1186 and encodes 276 amino acids.
CGUAAGCUCGUCUAACCAUAUACUUUUAUCGUCUUCUUCUUCUUAUUACAUCCAUACACAUAAUCUCAUAACCUAUACAUAGCCAAUUUUUAGUAAAUUCCAGUCGUCUUUUCUAUUUUUCACCAAUAGAACACGACCAUAUUCACUUCUAUCACUUUCUAAAUAUAGACACUUAGCCCCUGACUUGAAUUGGUCAAAAUCUCUCUCUCUCUCCCUCUCUCUCUCUCUCUUGUCUCAUUGUCUCUGUCUUAUAUCAGCUUGUCUCUCCUCCCUCAUUUCUCUCCAUUCCCCUGCAUUUCCUUCCCACCAGGAGAAAACUAAGGAACAGAACUCGCCAAACCCUUGAAACAAAAAAAUGCCCUCAGGCAAACCUUCUUCUGUCUUCCCUUUACAUCCCAAACCAACACCAUUAAAAUCAUCAAGCAGCACCAGCAACAGCAACAAUAGCACAAACCAGGCCUGUGCCGCCUGCAAAUACCAGCGCAGGAAAUGUGCUCCUGAUUGUCUUCUCGCUCCUUAUUUCCCUCACGACCGUCACCACCAAUUCCUCAACGCUCACAAGCUCUUUGGAGUCAGCAACAUCACCAAGAUCAUCAAAUCCCUUAGCCCUCCUGAGAAAGACGCAGCUAUGCAUACGAUCAUGUUUCAGUCCGAUGCUCGUGCCAAUGAUCCGGUUGAAGGUUGCUAUAGCAUCAUAAGAAAGCUUCAUCACCAGAUCGAGUGCACAAGAAACGAAUUGGAGAUUGUUCUUCAACAAUUGGCUGUGCUUCGUGACCGUGCUCAUAAUCAUCACCAUCUUCAUCAUCCUCAAGAAUCGCAUAUCCAGAUGCAAGAACCUGAGGAUCUAUCGAGUUUUUCGAGUUCUUGUGAUCUAAACAACAACAACAACAAUUUGAUUCCUUACAAUUACCCUCUCCAUCAUGUUCAAGAACAAAAUCAACAGCAGCAACAACAACAGUAUUGUUCUCCUGGAACCUUUAAUGGGUUACAAGAAGACAUGUGGUGUCUUCAACUUCAAGAUUCAUCAACGACGGUGAAUUUAAAGAGUGGCUUCAUUGAUGAAUGUGAGGACGUUAAGCCUGUGGAAGAAGUUUCUAGCGAGAGACACGAGUUCGAGAAUCAUGAAGAUUUCGUUGAACAACGGAAACUCGACUUGCCUUCCGCUCAAUUCAUCAUUUCUUCUUAGCUUUUUUUUU